This is a messenger RNA of Vicia faba (fava bean), 1677 nucleotides long. NCBI's taxonomy places the organism in Eukaryota, Viridiplantae, Streptophyta, Magnoliopsida, Fabales, Fabaceae. The record is from the annotation of a GenBank genome assembly.
AUGGCUUCAAUUGAUACAGUUAAAUUCUCACUGUUCUUUGUUCUAUUGUUCUGGAACUGCAACUUUCUACCUCUCUCUCAAGGUAAAGAAGAUCACCCUUAUAUAAAAAAAGCGAGUUCAUUUUCAUCACCAUCAAUUUCAGAUACAUCAUUGAACAAAGCUUAUGAUUAUAUAAUAGUUGGAGGUGGAGGUGCAGGGUGUCCUUUAGCAGCAACACUUUCACAAAAUUUCAAUCUUUCAUCAAAUUCAGCUUCACAAUACUUUGUUUCAACUGAUGGAGUUUUUAAUGCAAGAGGAAGAGUUUUAGGUGGUGGCACUUCUAUUAAUGCCGGUUUCUAUACUAGAGCUAGCCCAAGGUUUAUAAGUAAGGUAGGGUGGGAUGCAAAGCUAGUAAAUGAGUCAUACCCUUGGGUUGAGAAGCAAAUUGUUCAUCGUCCGAAGUUUUCGCCUUUUCAAAGAGCAGUGAGGGACAGCCUUAUAGACACUGGAAUCUCUCCUUUCAAUGGCUUCACUUAUGAUCAUAUUUAUGGAACAAAAGUUGGUGGAACCAUUUUCGACAGAUUUGGUCGUCGUCACACAUCUGCUGAACUUCUUGCUUCCGGAAACCCUGACAAACUUACAGUUUUGGUUCAUGCCACUGUCCAAAAGAUUGUUUUUGAUACAACAGGUAAAAGACCAAAAGCUGUAGGGGUUAUUUUCAAUGAUGAAAAUGGGAAACAACAUGAAGCAAUGUUAGGAAAUAAUAUACAAAGUGAAGUGAUAUUGUCUAGUGGAGCAAUUGGUUCUCCUCAAAUGUUAUUGCUAAGUGGAAUUGGGCCUAAAGCUGAUCUCCAAAACUUGAACAUCUCAGUGGUUCUUAACAACCGUUUCGUUGGAAAGGGAAUGAUAGAUAAUCCGAUGAAUGCACUUUAUGUUCCUUCGAAUCGGCCACUUCAUCAGUCACUCAUUCAAACUGUAGGUAUCACCAAGAAAGGUAUAUACAUCGAGGCUAGCAGUGGGUUUAGUCAGUCCAACACCAGCAUUCACUGUCAUCACGGUAUCAUGUCCGCUGAGAUUGGACAACUUUCCACAAUUCCUCCGAAGCAAAGAUCAAUAGAAGCUAUUCAAGCUUACGUGAAGAACAAGCGAGACAUACCAGUCGAAGCAUUCAAGGGAGGUUUUGUCUUGUCAAAAGUCGGCAGUGCUUGGUCAGUAGGCGAGCUCAAGUUGAUCAACACCAACGUGAAUGAAAAUCCUUCUAUUACCUUCAACUACUUCAGUCAUCCACUCGAUCUGAAACGCUGCGUUGACGGGAUCAGAAUGGCACUUAAAGUAGUCCAGUCGGAACACUUCACAAACUACACAUUGUGUAAGAAAAAAACCGCAGAGAAACUUCUUAAUCUUAGUGUGAAGGCUAAUGUCAACUUCAUACCGAAAAAUGCCAAUGACACAACAUCCCUAGAGCAGUUCUGCAAAGACACUAUAAUCACGAUUUGGCAUUAUCAUGGUGGAUGUCAUGUGGGGAAGGUAGUUAGUCCUGAUUAUAAGGUUCUUGAUGUUGAUAGACUCCGAGUUGUCGAUGGUUCGACGUUUACUGAAUCACCGGGAACAAAUCCUCAAGCCACUGUAAUGAUGAUGGGAAGGUACAUGGGAGUGAAGAUUUUGAGAGAUAGGUUGGGGAAAUUGACUGGUAUAUAA